Messenger RNA from Lagopus muta (rock ptarmigan), 8102 nucleotides. RefSeq names its product ubiquitin specific peptidase 47 (gene USP47). Gene Ontology annotation, biological process: protein deubiquitination. Lineage: Eukaryota; Metazoa; Chordata; Aves; Galliformes; Phasianidae. The transcript has 29 exons. The record is from RefSeq and is a predicted model, not a curated record. Gene Ontology annotation, cellular component: nucleus; cytosol. Gene Ontology annotation, molecular function: cysteine-type endopeptidase activity; cysteine-type deubiquitinase activity; protein binding. Bases 115 to 4245 code for a protein of 1376 amino acids.
GCUGGGGUGGCGGCGAAGGAGGAUGAGCCGGCGGCGUCUCUCCGCCUCCUGCUGCUGACGACGGCGACGACGCUCGGCUCUGCCUGCCGCGGGCCCAGCGCCGCGCCACCGGCCAUGGUGCCCAGCGAGGAGAACCAGCUCGUCCCCAAGGAGGAUAUGUUUUGGAGUUGCAGACAAAGUACCUUUGCUGAAUUGAAGAAGAAAUUUUCACAGGUGGAAAGUGCUGCUGAGGAGCCCAGAGUGCUGUGUAUAAUACAAGAUACCACAAAUUCAAAGACAGUGAAUGAACGCGUUACCUUGAAUGUGCCAGCUUCCACACCACUUAAAAAGCUGUUUGAAGACGUAGCUUCAAAAGUGGGCUAUGAGAAUGGAACCUUUGAUUUAGUGUGGGGAAAUGGAGACAACGUCACUGAUAUGACUCCAAUAGAUCAGAACAGUGACAAAAGUAUUCUUGAUGCUGGUUUUGAGCCAGGGAAGAAGAACUUUCUGCAUUUGACAGACAAAGAUGGUGAGCAACCUCAUAUAAUGCAGGAGGAGUCAGGUACAACAGAAGACGGUGCCCAGGACAGAUUUAUAGGUCCUCUUCCGAGAGAGGGCUCUAUUAGCUGUACCAAUAACUAUGUCAGUCAAAGCUACUCUUACUCUUCAGUCCUGAGCAAGUCAGAGACAGGUUAUGUGGGUCUGGUAAACCAAGCAAUGACUUGCUAUCUGAACAGCCUUUUACAAACACUUUUCAUGACUCCUGAAUUUAGAAAUGCAUUAUAUAAAUGGGAAUUUGAAGAAUCUGAAGAGGAUCCUGUGACAAGUAUCCCGUACCAGCUUCAAAGGCUGUUUGUUUUACUGCAGACCAGCAAGAAAAGAGCAAUUGAAACAACAGAUGUUACACGGAGUUUUGGAUGGGAUAGUAGUGAGGCGUGGCAACAACAUGAUGUACAGGAGCUUUGUAGAGUUAUGUUUGAUGCUUUGGAGCAAAAAUGGAAGCAAACAGAACAGGCCGAUCUUAUAAAUCAGCUGUAUCAAGGCAAACUGAAAGACUAUGUACGAUGUCUAGAAUGUGGCUAUGAAGGCUGGAGAAUCGACACAUACCUGGAUAUUCCUCUGGUCAUCCGUCCAUAUGGCUCCAACCAGGCAUUUGCUAGCGUGGAAGAAGCAUUGCAUGCUUUCAUUCAGCCUGAGAUUCUUGAUGGCCCCAAUCAGUAUUUUUGUGAGCGAUGUAAGAAGAAGUGUGAUGCAAGGAAGGGCCUGCGGUUCUUGCAUUUUCCAUAUCUGUUGACGUUACAACUGAAGAGAUUUGACUUUGAUUAUACCACUAUGCACAGAAUUAAACUGAAUGAUCGUAUGACUUUUCCUGAGGAGUUAGACAUGAGUAUCUUCAUUGAUGUUGAAGAUGAGAAGUCUCCUCAGACUGAGAGUUGCACUGAUAGCGGAGCAGAAAAUGAGGGCAGUUGUCACAGUGACCAGAUGAGCAAUGAUUUUUCUAAUGAUGAUGGAGUUGAUGAAGGAAUCUGCCUCGAAAGCAACAGCGCAGCAGAAAGAAUUGCUAAAGUAGGCAGUGAAAAGAAUUCUUUACUGUAUGAACUCUUUUCUGUUAUGGUCCAUUCUGGAAGUGCUGCUGGUGGCCAUUACUAUGCCUGUAUAAAGUCUUUUAGUGACGACCAGUGGUACAGCUUUAAUGAUCAACAUGUUAGCAAGAUAACUCAGGAAGAUAUUAAGAAAACAUAUGGUGGGUCUUCUGGAAGCAGAGGCUAUUAUUCCAGUGCUUUUGCUAGCUCCACAAAUGCAUAUAUGCUAAUAUAUAGACUGAAGGAUCCAGCAAGGAAUGCAAAGUUUCUUGAGUCACACGAGUAUCCUGACCAUAUUAAGCAAUUGGUGCAGAAAGAGAGAGAACUGGAAGAGCAAGAGAAGAGGCAACGGGAAAUUGAGCGCAACACUUGCAAGAUUAAAUUGUUCUGUAUGCAUCCAACAAAACAGAUAAUGAUGGAAAACAAAUUAGAAGUUCAUAAGGAUAAAACGCUGAAGGAGGCUGUGGGAAUAGCUUACAAGCUGAUGGAUUUAGAAGACGCCGUCCCUUUGGAUUGCUGUCGUCUUGUCAAAUACGAUGAGUUCCAUGACUACUUGGAACGAUCUUACGAAGGAGAAGAGGAUACACCAAUGGGUUUAUUGCUUGGAGGCGUCAAAUCAACGUACAUGUUUGACUUACUGUUGGAAACAAGAAGACCUGACCAAAUUUUCCAGUGCUAUAAGCCUGGUGAGGUCAUGGUAAAAGUUCACGUAGUUGACCUGAAGACUGAAUCUGUUGCUCCUCCAAUAAGUGUACGAGCUUAUUUGAAUCAGACAGUUUCAGAAUUCAAACAGCUAAUUUCAAAGGCUACACAUCUGCCUGCUGAAACAACGCGGGUGGUGUUAGAACGGUGCUACAAUGAUUUGCGUCUUCUGAAUGUUCCCAGCAAAACGCUGAAAGCUGAAGGCUUUUUUAGAAGCAAUAAGGUAUUUAUUGAAAGUUCAGAGUCUUUAGAUCGUCACGUGGCAUAUACAGAUUCUCACUUAUGGAAACUUCUGGAUCGUCAUGCAAAUACAAUCAGGCUGUAUGUCUCGUUACCAGAGAAGUCGCCUGGAUCUCAGUUUAGACAAUCCGUUUAUCAGAAGACUGGUGCAGAUUUGGGCAACUUGGAUGAAGCCUGUGAAAGGGUAAAAGGACCUGCAGGCAACAUGAAAUGCGUUGAGGCAAUUCUGGAAGAAAGCACUGAGAAGCUUAAAAGUUUGUCCCUGCAGCAGCAGCAACAGGAGGGUGAUAAUGGAGACAGCAGCAAAAGCACAGAAGCCAGCGAUUUUGAAAAUAUCGAAUCCCCUUCAAAUGAAAUAGACUCUUCAGCAUCGGUAGAAAACAGAGAACUUGAAAACCAAAUUCAGAUUUCUGAUCCAGAGAAUCUCCAGUCUGAGGAACGGUCGGAUUCAGAUGUAAAUAAUGACAGGAGUACGAGUUCGGUGGACAGCGAUAUCCUCAGUUCUAGUCACAGCAGUGAUACUCUAUGCAAUGUGGACAAUGCCCCGAUUCCCUUGGCUAAUGGACUUGAUUCUCACAGUAUCACAAGUAGUAGGCGAUCAAAAGCAAAUCAGGGGAAGAAAGAAACCUGGGACACGGCGGAAGAAGAUUCUGGAACAGACAGCGAAUAUGAUGAAAGCGGCAAGAGUAGAGGAGAAACACAAUAUGUGUACUUCAAGUCAGAACCCUACACUGCAGAUGAAGGUUCAGGAGAUAGGCAGAAAUGGUUGGUGGUGCACGUUGAUAAAAGAAUUACACUGUCUGCCUUCAAGCAACAGUUGGAGCCUUUUGUUGGAGUUCCAUCGUCUCACUUCAAAGUCUUUAGAGUUUAUGCCAACAAUCAAGAGUUUGAGAGUGUUCGGCUCAGUGAGACACUUUCAUCAUUUUCUGAUGACAACAAGAUAACUAUUAGACUUGGAAGAGCCCUUAAGAAGGGUGAAUACAGAGUCAAAGUCUAUCAGCUUUUGGUAAAUGAACCAGAGCCAUGCAAGUUUCUUCUAGAUGCAGUUUUUGCUAAGGGAAUGACCGUCCGGCAGUCCAAAGAGGAGCUGCUCCCUCAGCUUCGAGAACAGUGUGGCCUGGACUUAACAAUUGACAGGUUUCGUCUACGGAAGAAAACCUGGAAGAACCCAGGGACUGUGUUUCUGGAUUAUCAUAUCUAUGAAGAAGAUAUCAAUAUUUCAAGCAAUUGGGAGGUUUUCCUAGAAAUACUUGAUGGAAUAGAAAAGAUGAAAUCCAUGUCACAACUUGCAGUUUUAUCAAGACGAUGGAGGCCAUCAGAGAUGAAGCUAGAUUCCUUCCAGGAAGUAGUGCUAGAAAGCAGCGGUGUUGAGGAAUUAAAAGAAAAGCUGAGUGAAUUAAGCGGAAUACCCUUAGAAAAUAUUGAGUUUGCAAAGGGUAGAGGAACGUUUCCAUGUGACAUUUCUGUCCUAGAGAUUCACCAGGACUUGGACUGGAAUCCUAAAGUAUCGACACUGAAUGUCUGGCCUCUGUACAUUUGUGACGACGGUGCAGUAAUAUUUUAUAGGGAUAAAACCGAAGAAUUAAUGGAAUUAACAGAUGAACAGAGAAACGAACUGAUGAAAAAAGAAAGCAGCAGGCUCCAGAAAACUGGACACCGGGUAACCUACUCUCCUCGUAAAGAGAAAGCACUAAAAAUUUAUCUGGAUGGAGCACCAAAUAAAGAUUUGAUUCAAGACUGAUAUUUGCUAUAGCAUUUUCCCUGGGGAAUUUUUUUUGUUUAAAAUAAGAAGGUUCACUACUACUGUGUAGUGCCAUUACGGCAGGACGCUCAUUAGGUGUAAAGCGCUGACACCAGCACUGAUUGGGCUGUGCUACCAAUCAGCAGCACAGUGCCCUGUUGGGUCGCUGUUUGACUUGGAAUCAUAUUGUGCACUAUAGUCAAAUGUACUGUAAAGCUAAAAGGGAUGUGCAAAUAAAAGAUUAGAACUACAAAAUGGGUGGGGAGGGAAACGAGUGGAAAUUUUUGAGGACAGUGUGCACAUAGUAGCUAGUGAAACUAGCCUCAAACAGGAUAUCAUAGCUUAAUAAUAAAAGCUGUGCAAAGGCCAUGAAAGAAUCCUUUUUUUGUUUGUUUCACUGAUACACACAUUACCUCAUCAGAGAGUCUGAAGCAUAUGUUAACACCUGGGUUCUAAAAAGCAGCGAAAAGGGGUUGAAGAUGUGAUGGAAGUGCUGCAGUUGUGAGGUCUGGGAAUACUCUUCCAUGAAACAGGUGGUCUCAGAGGUUUGUCUGAAGCGGCCAGCAGGUGUUGGUUCUUUUUGCAGAAGCGCUGUUGUAAGGUAAACUGGUUUUUAGCAGGUUAUGGAAGCUGGUGAGCAGCUCUAUGAUAUUUCAUCCAAUGUGUAAAUAAAAUUUGCCCUGUCCAUAUAACAGAACUGCAGUUCAGCUGUUUUCCAUGGUAUUUCUUUUCGCAUAUCACCAUCCAUUGAGUUUGAAAAUGUAGUUGCCUAUUUAAAUUUGUAUUCAUUUUGUUUGACAGUGCUGGGUACCUUAGGGUUGUAUUUCUCCUUGUUAAUUAAGCUUUCGUUCUGUUUUAGCUACUUUUUGUACAUCUUGUUUUUGAGACUAUUACAAGUUUGCUUCUUCUCCACCCAUUGAAAUUCAUUUUAUGUUUGCCUGGAUUUGAUUCCAUAGCUAUAUGUAGUUAAGUACUGGGGCAACCUUUAACACCUCGGCAUAUAAACUUGGUAGUUCAGGUUGUGAUGCAGAGAUUGAUGCAGUCAACAUGAUGUCCUUGCAAAGCCUAGGAACAGCCAUUUUUUUUGCUUUGGUCCAUAAAGAUCAAUAGAGAACAAUUCUCCUUAGUUUUUGGAAAAGCACCUAAUUUAUAACAAUCAAACGAUUUUGGUAAACUUUUUCAUGCCAGAUGCUGUUUACAACAAUGAACAUGCCAAUAAAACAUUUGUUCAUUCUGUUGUGUUUUAUUCAUUAAAUGCUGUGGGUUUUGUUUGAAGAAUGUCAGAAUUACUUCAUGGAAAUGUGCUUUCCCAAGGCAAUGUCAGAAUUGUAAGCCUGUUUGUAUAUGUGUGUCUAUUCACACACACUCCAUACCCAGUAUUAUGAGAAGCAUUUUGUAGCCUCUCUGCUGUUCCUCCAGGCUUAUUUUCACACUGCGUUUUUAAGUUUCCUUGCUAGCAUUGAAUUCCUUCCCAGUAAAAUUGUUAGGCUCCAAAUAUGGCUGGCAGCUACAUUUUGCUACAGAGAGAAAAAAGGAGUCUGAAGAACUGAAUGUUCAGUUUUCUGAUUGCUGGGGCACAGCAACAUGAAGAGCCUGAGGAAUCUAGCAGCUCGAGAGCCAGACACUGCAUGGAGGAAUCCCCUCAUUCUUCCUUUUUUUUGACCUGUACAACAUCAUCUCUGAUAUAAACGAGUGGGAAGCAGAGGAAGCAUAGAGUGGGCAUCAUCCGGUAGGUAGAGCAGCUUUGUUAAGCUUCCAACUAUGUAUGUUCAGACUGCCCCAUGUAUCCUGAGUUGUUGGAAGAGGAACAAGUAUGGCUAAGAAAAGAAUUCCAAUGACUGCUUAGUCCUUAGCCACAUUUGGGAAGCUUCAGUUGAACACAUUCCUUUGAAGUUCAUUGUAAACCUGUAAGUCUUAUAAAAGUCUCGAUGAGAUGCCCCUCAGGCCUCCAUAAUUUCCUGUUCAGAGGUGAACUUCCUUCUGUGUAAGCGUAUUGGAAUACGUUCUGGAUUGUUUGGGGGGACUUUUCAGCGUUUCCUUUACGUUCUGAUCAUUUUGAGUUUGCAUUUUAAAGAAACAAAAGGCCCUUGAGUUUCUAAUUAAAUUAGUUAUAUGGAGAUUUGAUUAAUAGCAAUACAUAUUAUUAGGGACUGGGGCAUUGGGAAACUUGAAGGGAGAAUUACAUCUUCCUUCUUAAGUAGGGUAAUAUUUAAGGGUAGUCUUUGCUCUCUUGAAGUGCCACUUUAGACCAGGGAAAUCACAGUGAAAUUUCAUUGUAUGGAUAAAUUGUCUGUAAAGAACAGGAAUUUCAAAUUUUAGUUUUAGGGACAGAGAGGAAAGGUAAAUGAGAACCGCGUCAGAGAGCAUGUGUGUGUGUAUGAGUUGGUGUGAGAGUUGGUGGUGGAAAAGAUUCCAUAAACCGAAAGGCUGUUCUGAUUAAAUAUCCUUCUUGUUCCUAGUGAAAACAAUUCACAUGGAUUCCAACACCCCAGGAAUUUGUUGAAAGUCUUUUACAGACCAGAAGUAGUGAGAGUCUUGAAGGCUAGCGUGCAAUCAGCAACUGCUCGUUAAUUCACUGGUACUUGCUGUUCAGAUUCCCUAUAAGCAGUAGGGGAUGCUAUUUGGGAAGAAGCUCUGAGAACACGUGGCUGGAGCUUCGUGACAUCUUUCAGCAUGUUCAGUAAUGGAUGGUGAGAUCAAUACUCCUAAGAGUCAUUAACAGUGGAAGAACCAUUGUAGCAAACCAUUGAGAUGGCUGAGAGUCAGUGAAAGAAAUCAGAUUUUACUCUAGCUUGAUACAGAUUUCUUAAAUCAACAGUGUUAAAAUGGUAAUGCUGAUACGUGUACCACAGAUUAAUACCUAGAAGUAUAUUAAAAACAGUAACCACUUCUUAAAGAAUCUUCUCUGGAUACAGACAGUGAAGAGGGAGAGGCAUGACUCAAAACACAAGAAAGUUGUCUCACUGCUUGCUUGAAGUAAGGAGUUUGUGUUCGCUGCUUCUUUAUCUCCCAAGGCUAAGUGAUGGAGUAGAGUGUAUAGAACCCUUAAUUAAUAGUGUAUAGAACCUUAAUUGGAAUUACCCUAAGGGGUCUGUUCAUAAAGAAUGCUGCCAUAUGUAUUUAGGCACUGCAUUUAGUUACAAGGCAUAGCUUAUUUGCAACUGCAGCUGUAUUCCUAUGUAUGUCUGUAUAUAACGUUUAUUCAGCGUAGAAAAGAAAAUCUGUAUGCUUUGUAUUUAGCCUGUUUGGCUCUUCUGCAAUUAUUAACGCUUCACUUUGACAUUGAGAGACAAAGCCCUAAACUGCCAAGUUGAAAACUCCUGUCUAGAAGCCAGUUAUGUGUAUGUACAGAUAUGUAAACACCAUUUGUUGUUUAUGCAGAAAAUCCUGUAGGCUACUUUCCUAAUAGUAGGACCUCAUGCAGUGGAAGAAUCCAAGGCCUACUCCAUGUGGAAGGGCAGAACUCAAGGGACGCUCUGCAACUGUAGAACAGUGGUUCUUAUAGUGAAGUUUGAUGCUGAACAUACGACUUGCAUUAUACACAAAAGAAAAAGGAAGGAGCUCUGAGUACGUUCAUCAUGAAGGGUAAGCAUCCCUUCUUUCCGUCCUUCUGGUGAUGUGGCACCCAAAAUUGUACGUUGCAGCUUCACCUAUCAUAUUUUAUUUAAAAAGAAAAGAAAAACAAUUGCUGAAAUUGGAAACUGAUGCGGUAUAAAGUGGUUCUUAGUCCAGAAAAAUAGCUCCAAGUGUGUGUACAAGAAAUCCUUAGAAGUUGUUUCUGUAGUCGCUAAUAACUUGAAAUUAUGUAUGCUUAAUGUGUUUUUUAAUGAGUACAAGUACUGAUACGUUUAUUUCUG